AGAUUACAGUUAUUAAGUAGCCAGUGAACAUCGCGAUAAUCUUCAAAUUUUUCAAUUUUCUUUAAUAUUGGUAGAAAAAGAAAAAGAAAAAAAUAAACUUGAAUUUUUGAAAAAUAUCAUAUAAACUCGUUGAACUCGAAAAAUUCCGUUGAAAUUGUCACGUAUCAUUGCAACUUUAACAUAUAACCACCGGUUUUUCGUCUACUUAAUCGCUACGUUCUAUUUGACUCAUCUAUUUUGCAUAAGUGACGUGGUUUCAAGACUUUGAUUUUGUAUCGAUCCUUUCACUCCGGAUUCUUUACGACUUUUACGAAAAGAUACGACACCCGCAGAUAAAUAUAAAUAUUGUUUCAAAAGAAGUGUGCUUUGUUCAGUAUGACGCAUGAUCAGAGCCAGAAUGAAAAUAAUAACCCAAGCGAGAAAAAGCGAUCUAAACUUAACAAGGAAGAGACAAAACUCACCGCCACAAUGUGCUUUCGGUGUCAUCCUCAGUCGAGAAAAUAUUGGGUGUUCGGAUGUGGGACAUUUUUCAUGUUGUUUGCGAUAAUUGUCGGUUUAUUAUGGCCAACGACGGCAAAUUGGCUGUUACGCAAAGAAUUGGAAUUGAAGGAAGGUUCAAUGAGUUACAAAAAUUGGAUCGAGACCCCAUUACCAAUGUACAUAAAAUUCACGAUGUUCAACUGGACAAAUGCGAACGACAUACACGAGCCAAGUUAUAAGCCAGAUCUCGUCGAAAUGGGACCAUACGUAUUUACGGAGAAACAUAAACGAGUGAACGUGACUUUUCAUCCUGAAAAUGACACUGUGUCAUUUGAUCAAAUCCGGACGUGGCAUUUCAUGCCUGAAAUGUCAAAUGGCUCUCUAGACGACGAAGUUACGAAUGUCAACGUAAUUGCCGCGUCCGCAGUAUUUUCCCUGCGCCACUCCAAUUAUUUGAUAAAAUACGGUGCAAAUGGUCUGAUGGAGCUUCUGAAGGUGAAGUUGACAGUAACGAAGACCGUGCGAGAACUUCUGUUCGACGGUUAUUCAGAUCCAUUCUUGUCAUUCGUUAAGAAGUUCCCGGUGCCAAAUGCACCGCCAUUCAACAAAUUCGGUUGGUUUGUCGACCGCAACGGAUCGUGGACAUUCGAUGGUCAUUUUGAAAUGCGUACGGGUCAAGCGGACAUGGAAAAAAUGGGAACGUUAACUAAAUGGAAUUAUGUGAAGAAGACAAAGUUUUAUCACGAUGAAUGUAGCGAAGUAAGCGGCACUUCUGGUGAACUGUGGCCAAUGGAUAUGAAUGCAACUGCCGACAUAUCGCUAUUCGUUACUGAUUUGUGCCGACCAUUGACCCUUGCAUAUCAACAGCAACACACUCGAUUCGGCGUAACCGGAAGCCGAUGGGUUGGCGACUCACGCGUUUUUGACAAUGGGCAAAAUUAUCCACCAAAUAGCUGCUAUUGCACUGGUGCUAGGGAAAGUUGCCCAGAUUUAUUGAGAGGUGUUCACAAUAUGUCCGACUGUCGAUUCGGAGCACCGGUUUUUGCAUCAUUUCCACACUUCUAUCUCGCUGAUGAAGCCUACGUUAAUGCAGUAACUGGUUUGAGCCCGGACCAAAGUAAACACGAAUUCUCGCUGUCGUUGGAACCAACAACCGGCAUUCCGUUGGAUGUCGAUGCUAAAAUUCAGAUCAAUACCCUCAUUCAGCCAAUUUCUGGAUUUAAAUUGUACAAAAAUGUGCCGAAAUUGUUAAUUCCAGCAUUUUGGUUCGCUCAAACCGUUGAAUUGGACGAAGAUAUUGCAAAGUCUGCUAAGAUUGCUCUCCAAUUACCGUCAAUCGGAAUGUACCUAGCAUACGGAGUGUCUGGUCUCGGAUUUAUUCUGUUGUUGGUCGGUGCUGUGCUCACAUACACCAAGUCAUGGACAACCACAUACGAAAAUCUGGACGAUGAACUCACAACCGACAGCACGGCCAGUUAAAUUGCAUCGAAACUAGUCAAACCACGACCAAAUCCAAUUGUUCCAUUGGAUCCUUGCCACGAGUAUACAUAUACCACGAGUUUCAUAACGAAAGCGGCGCCAUUUUCAACGACGAGUUGUUCUUUUGUUUUUAAUAUUUUAUCUAAUUAGGUUUCUAUUUCGCGUUCAAGAUGUGAUUGUGAUAGCAAUUUUGAAAUUUCUAAAAACAAUUUAAUCUAUCGAGAGAAAAAUUUAAGUGCCAAAACUAAGAAAAAAAUAGACAUUCGAUUUUGCUUAUCGUUUUAUCGAUUUGGAAGCACAAAAUAUGUAUGUUGUCAAUGUCAUCCUAAGUGGAGCAACACACAAUCUCUUGACAUGUUUCUCGGUUUAUUACCGUCCGCUAUUGAGCGCUUCCACAUUCUAAAUUCAUUAGUUCAAUUAUAGCAAAAAAAAAUUAGAGCAUUUGAGCCGGUCAAGCAUAGGCAAAUGUUGUGCAACAUUUGACAAUUUAUUAUCAUUAUAAACCGUUCUAUACAAAUUGUGAUUAAGCAAUAUACAACAAAAUGAGAACAACCGUUUACUUGCCAGGUUGGUGAAUAUACACGUCAAACCAAAUGAAAAUGUAAUAGUCAUUGAAUCGACACCAAAAAAACAUAAUUUAAAUGCACGGAAUUCCUAGUGCAUUAUCAACGAACAAUCAACAGUAUUGAAAUAACUAAAUGAGAUUCACAACCUAGAACAAGGCAUAGUAUAUUAAUAAUUUGGAACCUUUUUUUUUUCAAAUACAUUCCAUUUUUAAGCCAUUUUUUUGUCAAUUAAACGAAUUAUAUUUCUUUCUACA
Molecule: messenger RNA, 2779 nt
Organism: Sitodiplosis mosellana (orange wheat blossom midge)
Lineage: Eukaryota; Metazoa; Arthropoda; Insecta; Diptera; Cecidomyiidae
Product: protein croquemort
Exons: 6
Coding region: 376-1959 (527 amino acids)
Cellular component (GO): membrane; cytoplasm
Molecular function (GO): scavenger receptor activity
Source: RefSeq, a predicted model, not a curated record